Habropoda laboriosa is the source of this 2796-nucleotide messenger RNA. It is a transcript of the gene Prp6, whose product is annotated as pre-mRNA-processing factor 6. Gene Ontology annotation, molecular function: protein binding. NCBI's taxonomy places the organism in Eukaryota, Metazoa, Arthropoda, Insecta, Hymenoptera, Apidae. The transcript has 9 exons. Gene Ontology annotation, cellular component: catalytic step 2 spliceosome; U4/U6 x U5 tri-snRNP complex. The coding region runs from base 1 to 2796 and encodes 931 amino acids. Gene Ontology annotation, biological process: mRNA splicing, via spliceosome; spliceosomal tri-snRNP complex assembly. The record is from RefSeq and is a predicted model, not a curated record.
AUGGCAGUUCCAUCAGUUUCAUUAUCAACGAGAAACAAAAAGCAUUUUCUGGGUGUACCAGCACCUUUAGGAUACGUUGCUGGUGUUGGAAGAGGAGCUACCGGGUUUACAACUAGAUCUGAUAUCGGUCCGGCACGUGACGCUAACGAUGUUUCAGAUGACAGACAUGCUCCACCUACAAAAAGAACAAAGAAAAAAGAAGAAGAAGAAGAAGAUGAAGAGGACUUGAAUGAUUCUAAUUAUGAUGAAUUUUCUGGAUAUGGAGGAUCUUUGUUUAGUAAAGAUCCAUAUGACAAAGAUGACGAAGAAGCUGAUGCUAUUUAUGAAGCUAUUGACAAAAGAAUGGAUGAAAAGCGUAAAGAGUACAGAGAAAAGAGGCUCAGAGAAGAAUUAGAAAGGUAUCGUCAGGAACGUCCUAAAAUACAACAGCAGUUUUCAGAUUUGAAAAGAGAAUUGGUAAAUGUAACCGAAGAAGAAUGGAAAAAUGUUCCAGAAGUCGGUGACGCUCGAAAUAGGAAACAACGGAAUCCACGGGCCGAAAAAUUUACACCAUUGCCGGAUUCUGUACUUGCUCGAAAUUUGGGCGGUGAAACAUCGACUAGUAUUGAUCCAUCGAGUGGUCUGGCAUCUAUGAUGCCUGGUGUAGCAACACCUGGAAUGCUAACACCUACAGGAGACUUAGAUCUAAGAAAAAUUGGACAGGCGAGAAACACUUUAAUGAACGUUAAAUUGAAUCAAGUUUCCGAUUCUGUAGAAGGACAAACUGUUGUCGAUCCCAAGGGAUACCUCACAGAUUUGCAAAGCAUGAUUCCAACAUAUGGUGGUGAUAUCAAUGAUAUCAAGAAGGCUAGAUUAUUAUUAAAGUCUGUAAGGGAAACUAAUCCUAACCAUCCACCAGCAUGGAUAGCUUCUGCUCGUUUAGAAGAAGUUACUGGGAAAGUACAAGCAGCACGAAACUUAAUAAUGAAAGGCUGUGAAGUGAAUCCUACAUCAGAGGAUUUAUGGUUAGAAGCAGCUAGACUUCAGCCACCAGAUACAGCUAAAGCGGUAAUCGCCCAGUCCGUAAGACACAUACCAACCUCUGUCAGAAUUUGGAUCAAAGCAGCUGAUUUAGAAACAGAAACAAAAGCAAAAAGAAGAGUGUAUCGAAAGGCUUUGGAACAUAUACCCAAUUCAGUGAGAUUAUGGAAAGCAGCUGUAGAAUUAGAAGAACCAGAAGAUGCACGCAUUUUGCUCAGUCGGGCAGUCGAAUGUUGUCCAACCAGUGUAGAUUUAUGGCUUGCUCUUGCUCGAUUAGAAACUUACGACAACGCAAGGAAAGUGCUUAAUAAGGCAAGAGAAAAUAUUCCUACUGAUAGACAAAUUUGGACAACAGCCGCGAAAUUGGAGGAAGCGAAUGGAAAUAAACACAUGGUUGAGAAAAUUAUCGAUCGAGCAAUAUCUUCUUUGAGUGCAAAUGGAGUUGAAAUUAACAGAGAACACUGGUUCAAAGAAGCUAUGGAGGCAGAAAAGGCUGGUGCGGUACACACAUGUCAAGUUAUUGUGAAAGCAAUUAUUGGUUUUGGAGUUGAAGAAGAAGACAGGAAGCACACAUGGAUGGAAGAUGCAGAAGCUUGUGCUCAACAAGGGGCACUAGAGUGUGCUAGAGCCGUCUAUGCUUACGCAUUGUCGACAUUUCCGAGCAAAAAAUCAAUUUGGAUGCGUGCAGCUUAUUUCGAGAAAACAUAUGGAACACGAGAGUCUUUGGAAUCAUUACUUCAAAGAGCAGUGGCACAUUGUCCAAAAAGUGAAGUUCUUUGGCUUAUGGGUGCAAAGUCAAAAUGGUUGGCUGGUGAUGUUCCAGCAGCAAGAGGUAUUUUAUCCCUCGCGUUUCAAGCUAAUCCAAAUUCGGAGGAGAUUUGGUUAGCAGCCGUGAAAUUAGAAUCGGAAAAUUCUGAAUAUGAAAGAGCUCGACGACUACUAGCGAAAGCUAGAGCAUCUGCACCCACUCCCAGAGUGAUGAUGAAGAGCGCAAAAUUAGAAUGGGCUCUGAACAACCUUGAUGCAGCUUUAUUACUCCUAAAAGAAGCUUUAGAAGCAUUUGAUGAUUUCCCAAAAUUGUGGUUAAUGAAGGGACAGAUCGAAGAACAGCAAGGAAACUUGGAUAAAGCCUUGGAAACAUAUAAUCAAGCUAUAAAGAAAUGCCCUAAUUCCAUUCCACUAUGGCGUUUAUUAGCACAAUUAGAACACCGAAAGGGCCAGGUUACUAAAGCUAGAUCAGUCUUGGAGAAAGCACGUCUGAAAAAUCCUAAGAACGCUGAGCUUUGGUUAGAAGCUAUCAGAAAUGAAUUAAAAAGCGGUGGUGUUAAGGAUAUGGCGAAUGCACUUAUGGCUAAAGCAUUGCAAGAAUGUCCGACGUCAGGUUUACUUUGGGCAGAAGCAAUAUUUAUGGAACCUCGACCACAGAGAAAGACGAAAAGCGUGGAUGCUUUGAAGAAAUGCGAACAUGAUCCUCACGUUCUUCUUGCGGUAUCCAAACUGUUCUGGUGUGAACAUAAAAUUUCCAAGUGCAGAGAUUGGUUUAAUAGAACAGUUAAAAUAGAUCCAGAUUUAGGAGAUGCGUGGGCAUAUUUCUACAAAUUCGAAUUGUUAAACGGGACAGAGGAACAACAAGAGGAAGUAAAAAAACGAUGUAUCGCUGCAGAACCUCAUCAUGGUGAAAAUUGGUGUAAAGUAUCGAAGAACAUAGCAAAUUGGUGCCUAAGCAUCGAUCAAAUCUUAGUAUUAGUUGCAAAAGAUUUACCGAUUCCGAUAUAA